AUGGCUUUUCCAAGGUUGUGCUUAACACUGCUGCUGUGGGUACUAUUCAUAGAGGGUGUGACCGCAAAGUAUUCCCAACCAUAUCUUCGUGUGGCGGCUCUUUCAACUGAGGAGCAAAAGCCGGAUGACUUUCGCCUCCUCUUUGAAGAAGAUCUAGAUUUCUACGAGAGCUUGCUGGGGUUUUCGUACGGAGCAUCCCUUCCACCGACGCCAUCACUUCCAUCACCAUCACCAGCUCCCACUAGCGGCAGUUGCCAAGACCUGCUUUGGAGCGACGAAUUCGACUCAUCGUUCCAGGAUUCUAUAUGGUCGUACGAUUUGGGAGCCAAUGGGUGGGGCAAUCAGGAGCUUCAAAACUACACACAAGAUAAUGUCCGUGUUUCAAACGGCAAUCUGAUUAUCACUGUCAAUGAUGGUGACGGUGAUAAUGGUAGCUUUACAUCGGGAAGAAUCCGUACCCAAGACAAGUUAGAAGUUGUUUAUGGAAACAUUGAAGCGCGCAUUCGAAUGCCUACUCUGGCCAAUGGGAUGUGGCCUGCCUUUUGGACCCUCGGAGCCAACUUUGAACAAGUCGGAUGGCCCAGUUGCGGAGAAAUGGAUAUCAUGGAAAUGGGAUCCGCCGAGGCCAUUGCCUCUGGAACAAUUCACAAACGUGUCAGUAGUGCCUUUCACUGGGAAAACCAAGGAGAACGAGUCUCGUAUUCGCUGGCGGCAACGACACCGACUAAUCUCAACGAUGGAGAGUUUCACGUCUUUCGAACCGAAUGGAACUCGACCCGCGUCCAGACAUUUGUCGAUGACAUUCGUAUCAUUGACUUUGAUAUCACACCCGAAGCUUGCACGGAUUGUACCGAAUUCCACCAACCACACUUUCUCCUUCUCAAUGUCGCCGUGGGAGGUGACUAUACUGGCAUCUUGGACGCAUCCGGAAUCACAGCGCCACUCCCUGCCACCAUGGAGGUAGACUAUGUCCGUAUCUGCAACAAUGGAGAAACGCGUCUCAGUGGAUCCGCCAUUGAAGACAUGGUCCAGUACGAUUUUGAUUGUGGGUCACCCACGACUUGUACAGUCGACGCUCUCAACAACUACGCUGGCGAUACCAAAUGUGGAAACCGCAUCCAGAACUGGAUGGAAACGGGAAUGACCCAACAAGAGGCUUGCUUGACAGUGGCGGGGACCGAGUUUCCUGCCGAAUGUGGAGUCUGUGCCAGACAAGUUCUUGACUGCGGCGUCGAGACUUGUACCGAUGCGGCUCUGGACGCCAGUGCUGCAGGUCCUACGUGUCGAGAUCGCAUUAGUUUCUUGAUUGCCCGCAACGGCGUGACGGAACAGCAAGCGUGCAACCGAGUGGCCGGAAGAGAGCAUCCGAACGAGUGUGGCGCGUGCAAUCCAAUCGACUGUGAUCAGCCAACCGUCUGCACACCCGAAGCAAUCAAUGCCGAUGCCAACGGCCCAACAUGCCUCGAACGAAUCCUGUUUUUGAUUUCCCAGGGCAGCUCCGAACUGGAAGCGUGCAAGCAAGUGGCCGGAGUGGAAUUUUCCCAAGAGUGUGGAGCUUGUAACGUCCUGGAUUGCAACCGACCAGUCACCUGCACAGAUGCAGUACUGGACAGACUGGCGGGAGAAUUCUCCUGCCGAGCUCGAAUCUCCUUUCUAAUCUCGUCGACCGGAAUGAGUGAAGAAGAUGCGUGUCGGCAAGUGGCAGGGGUCGAGUUUGCCGAUGCAUGUGGGCCUUGCUACGAAAAGCCGUUGGAUUGUGGUGUUCCUGAUUCCUGCACCUUGGAGGUGUUGGAAAAUGAUGCCGACGGAUUCCCUUGUAGGGAUCGGAUACUGUUCCUAAUGCAAUCCCAACCGGAAGAGCAAGCCUGCAAUCAAGUGGCUGUAGUGGAGUUUCCAGAUCAGUGUGGGGGUUGUGCUCCUCCCGUACUGGAUUGCGGUGUUCCCGAUUCAUGUACCUCGGACGUGUUGGAAAAUGACGCUGACGGAUUCCCCUGUGGGAAUAGGAUUGCCUUCCUAAUGGAUUCCUUGAACCAAUCGGAGGAGGAAGCAUGUCGUCAAGUGGCUGUCGUGGAGUUUUCGGAUCAGUGUGGUGGCUGUGCUCCUCCAUUGUCAAUCACACGAAGCAACGGAGAAUAA
Molecule: messenger RNA, 2136 nt
Organism: Seminavis robusta
Lineage: Eukaryota; Bacillariophyta; Bacillariophyceae; Naviculales; Naviculaceae
Source: the annotation of a GenBank genome assembly